AGUUUUUGCCCAAUCCUACAUAGUUCUGUCAAAAGUCUUCGAUGAGUCUAAAUGUUGUUUUUUUUAAUAUAAUUUUGAAUAUUGCCUAAGCCAAAGCAGUAAAUCAAACACAUACAAUUAUGUUGAAACCUAAAGCAUUAACCCAAGUGCUGAGUCAAGCAAACACCGGAGGUGUCGAAAAUACCUUGUUAUUAAAUCAUCAGGGUGCAUUACUUGCCUAUUCUGGGUACAAUGACAAAGAUGCCAGGGUAACAGCUGCAAUUGCCAGUAAUGUAUGGGCAGCUUAUGAAAAACAUGGUAGAAAUGUAUUCAAAGAAGACAGACUCCAUUUAAUAUUAGUAGAUUGUUUGAAUGGUAAAAUUGCUAUUACACAAGUUGCAAAUUUGUUAUUAUGUCUUUAUGCAAAAGAAACUGUUGGAUUUGGAAUAUUAAAAGAGAAAAUAAAUGCUAUUGCCCAAUAUUUAGAAGGACCUCUAAAACAAGUUGCUAGCUCAUAAUAACAACUGCAUAACAUCUAUAUUUUACUUGAUUGAUCCAAAUGUACAUUAAAACGCUUUAUAUGUUUAUGGUUUU
Messenger RNA from Diatraea saccharalis (sugarcane borer), 573 nucleotides. NCBI's taxonomy places the organism in Eukaryota, Metazoa, Arthropoda, Insecta, Lepidoptera, Crambidae. The record is from the annotation of a GenBank genome assembly.